CCAUGGAGCGGCUGGAGCGGAGCGGGCGCUGGCUGCGGGCCGCGCUGGCCCGCGGGCCGCUGCGCCGCCGCCUUCCCGCGCUGCUGCUCGCCAUCGCCGUGCUCGGCUCCGCGCUCAAGGACAGCGACCUGGUGCCCGACACGCCGCUGCAGAACAAGCGCAACCCGCUCAACGUAUACUUCGUGAAGGUGGCCUGGGCUUGGACUCUGUGGCUGCUGCUGCCCUUCAUCACCCUCAGCACGUACGAGCUGGGCCGGAGCAAGCUCCUGUACGGCCGCACGCGGAGCGCGCUGCUGGUGCUGCGGCGCCUGGGGGCCCUGCUGGUGGGCACGGCCGUGUGGUACCUGUGCACUGAGCUCUUCAUCUUCAUAGAGAACCUCACAGGGGAGUGCUCCCUGCAGGGCCAGCCCAGCCAGCCAGGCCAGCCCCCCCGGCUCUACGCCUCCAAGCGCGAGUGCCAGCGGGACAGCGGCGUCUGGAGCGGCUUCGACAUCUCGGGGCACUGCUUCCUGCUCUCCUACUGUGCCAUGAUGAUCCUGGAGGAGCUGGCUGUGCUGGAAGCGCUGGCCAUAGAGCACAGCUCCAAGCUGAGGGUGGUGAUCAACGUGCUGCUGGUUUCCCUGUGUUCCCUCACCGUGAUCUGGGUGUUCAUGUUCCUCUGUACUGCCCUGUAUUUCCAUGACUUCAGCCAAAAGCUUCUUGGUGUGCUGAUAGGUCUGGCAGCUUGGUAUGGGACAUACAGGUAUUGGUAUUUAAAGCCCUUUUCUCCUGGACUGCCUCUUCCAAAUAUACCUUUGAGUUCAAAGAAAUACAGCUAUAGCAGAUAAAAUAAGGUUUGAAAUGUUUUGGAUUUUGCUUUCAGUACUGGAGUAGUUGAAUGUAGGAAUGGUUACUGUAUUUCCACUGUAAGGAACAAGGUGAUGGGUUGGAGGAAACCUAAUCUGUACUAGCCAUUGGCUGGCAGGUGGUAAUGAGCUUCUUCCCUGGGAGAAGAAAAAAAAUCAGGAUUGGAAGAGGUCUCCUCUUGUUUAGGAGCUGCCAACUGGGAUUGUCAGCAAAGAAAUCAGGAGCUGAAUCUGUUUCUCUCACUAAUAAAUGAAGUAGCAGACCCAAGGCUAAAAGAGGCCUUUGAUCUUUAGGAGUGUGAUUUAUCUCAGUUAAUUCUCCCUCUUCCUUUUUGAAUUAUGUCAAGAUAUGGUGGGUGAUCCAAACCUCAGGCUUUUUUUAAUGUUCCUAUUUGUAUUGCCUUAUGGGAAAGCUCUAAUAAUCACAGUGCUGCUAAGGAUUGCAAAAAUUAUCAAUUCUUGUGGAAAACGGUUCUGUUGUGAAACUGGAACAUCUCAUGUUCUCAAGUGUUAAAAACACUAACUUGCCAGAAAUGCCUCAUAGCUGCUUCUGCAGCAGAGAAUAAGUCUGAGGUGCAGUGUCUGAAGCAGGCUGAUUCUCAAUUCAUGCCAUGUCCUAAAAGGAAACUCUUGGAAAAACAAGCCUUAGCCUUCUCCUUAGGUGAGGUAGAUGUAAUAAUAUUUUGUCAUUUUAUUCUAUACACUAAAAAACCCAAACUCCUUUCUGUUUUGCUAAAAAGUCUAGUAUGAGGAUUGGGGUUUUAAUUUUUUUAAAAUCUAAUCCACUACACACUUUGCAACAACAAAUUCUUUGGCUUUGUUCUUUCUUCUAGAACAACAGUGGAAUUCUGGUGUUCUGAACAAGCUAGCUUAUCCUGCUAUUUCCCAAAUAGUCUGCUUGGUAAGGAGUGAAAUGCAUUGUUUAUCCUGGGAGCUGCAAAGCAGAGUGUGCUUGAAGCAAUAUUUAUUCUUGCAAUACCAAUAAGCUAUUUAAUUCUGAUUGCACAUAAAGCUGUGGCCACUUUUGAUGUGGCUGUAAAGCCACUACUGAACAAAACACUGCUAGUAGAUAAUGAAUAGGGGUGAGAUGGGUUUGCUCAUCUUAUCAGUCAGAUGUUUAGCAUAGUUUUUAUCUCCAAAAGCUUUUAAUUAUUUAAUAGAGGUUCAUUCAUGGUGCAGUUGCAUGAAGUGUGUUUGACAGUGAUGACAAGACAGCCAGGAAGGGCUGUGGGUCACCUCCACUGACCCCACAGGCUGCAGAGUGACUUUUUCUGCCUACAGGGUGUGAUGCUCCAUCAGGUAAUCUUGGCACAUUUGCCAGCUCAACCUCUCUCUUCCAGCAAGAGAUUGGAAGCAUUUGCAAUUCCUCCAGCAGUGUUAGUUCCAUGCUGUGGUCUGCCUCUGAGGAGAGCUAAAUUCACUGGAAUUCCCACUGAAUUUGGUGGCAAGUGGGAGUUGUGUGUCCUUAGAAAGAGCAAUUCACCUCUCAGAAAGAAGCUGUCCACAGGGUUAUGUCUUUUCUGUCAAACUCCUCUUGGUUUUCUAUUAAAUUGCCUUUUAAGCUGACUCUUUGAAAAUUGCACUGAUUAACUCAUAUUGGGUUUAACUAAAUUUGUUUAAACAAUGCAAAUGUAUUUGCAGACACUCUUUUGAUGUAAUUUAAGCCUACUCCCAAUAGAGCUAAGCUAGACUGCAAGCCACAUUCACCAUGAAAAAGGAUUAUAUACCCAGAAGGUUUUAUGAUUAAUUUCAUUAAGUUCCUAUUUUGGGUUAUCUUUAUGUAACUUUGCUGUAUAGACAAGCCCUUGGAACAGGAAAUGCUGUUUACUUAAACCAACUGACUUGCUGAAAUGAUGUUCAUUUUCACAAAUGUUUUGUGCAAUCACUGUGGAUAUUUCUGUCCACUUUAACCAGUGUCAUGCAGAUUAUUUUUUUAAUGGAAAUAAUGUAGGAUAUGGUUAUUCUCUUAUUUAAAACAAUGAAAGAAAAACAUUUGAAAACUUUA
Molecule: messenger RNA, 2850 nt
Organism: Zonotrichia leucophrys gambelii
Lineage: Eukaryota; Metazoa; Chordata; Aves; Passeriformes; Passerellidae
Gene: FITM2
Product: fat storage inducing transmembrane protein 2
Exons: 2
Coding region: 3-827 (274 amino acids)
Biological process (GO): phospholipid biosynthetic process; lipid storage; lipid droplet organization
Cellular component (GO): endoplasmic reticulum membrane
Molecular function (GO): coenzyme A diphosphatase activity
Source: RefSeq, a predicted model, not a curated record